This is a messenger RNA of Linnemannia hyalina, 1899 nucleotides long. Lineage: Eukaryota; Fungi; Mortierellomycota; Mortierellomycetes; Mortierellales; Mortierellaceae. The record is from the annotation of a GenBank genome assembly.
AUGGCGCAUCGGUUCCGGUCCUUGAUCCGAUUUCGGCUUGCGGGCCGGUUUGACAGUGAUAAGUUGGGAUAUGUGAGCGCGUUUCUUUCUGUGCGGCAGCGUGAUAUCGGUACAGGCAACCAGCAAGAUCAGGAUGAAGAGGAGGGCCAGAACGAGGGAAGAGUUGCAGGAGAGAAGACUACGAAGCGGCGGACGAUGACCGUUCGAGAGAUCCAAGAGUUCACUUUACCACUUGUCAUCCACACCAACUCCCCCUCAUACCACCAGGUCGCAAACAACGACCAAUUCGCCCACCAGAUCCAAUUCCGACAACUCGACAUCCUCCGCUCCCUUGGUCAGCUUAUCGUCCUAAAUGCCAAUCAUUGUUCGGAUUUCAUGAAGAUCGCUCCUCAGAUCCCUUGUCAUUUGUUGAAGCGACUGGAGACGCUCAAGUAUGUCCAGGGGUCCCUCGAAGGGAACGUAGAAUUGUUUCUGAGACGGUGUCGCGGUUUGAAGGAUCUUGAUUUCGCCUCGUUUCACAGGGAUGUCUUUUCAUGGGCGGUCUUUGAGAAGCAGCAACGACUAGAGCAACAACAACAACCACGGACGCCAUUACAGCCAACAACAGCAACAGUAACAGUGACAUCCCUAACGACACCACAACUCUUCUCGACAGACCUAGUCCAGCUCCGAAAGCUGCACCUUGCAACCUCACAAUGGUACGUUGGCCGAUCCAUGCAUUCCAUCACCUUUGCAUUCAGCCACAGUCUAGAAGACCUCCUCCUCAACGUCUACGACCACAAGCUCCUUCGAACCGUCUUUUGCGCCCAUACCCUCGCCCGACUCGAAGCCUCACAAACCCGCGACACGCCUUUCCAGAUCGACUCCUGUACUCUCGCCAUGCCUCGGCUCAAGAAGCUUCGUCUCCUAAGGGUUAAUGAGGGUAUUGUUAUUGGACCUGCGCCGUUUGAGGGUACUGAGGAUCCCUUUGUUGAAGGCUCUGGAGUUGGAAUUGGCGUCGCAUCGGCUUAUCAGAUUGGGUCUCUGCAGCACUCCCCGCUGCUAGAGACGCUGGUCUUGGUCGAUCCUCUCCCUGCGACCUUCCCACCACCACCUGGCGAUGGUGGCUUUGGCGAUAUCUUCAGCUCUACAGAACGACCACUUGGGUUCUCUCUCUGCUGGACAUGGACACUGAACCACCUGACAAAGAUGCACCUUGCAGGCCAACCCGCCUUCCACUUCCGCUUCGAAUGGAUCCGACGUUGUCCUUCCCUGAAAACCCUCACCAUCGACGGACUCUUACCCUCGACCUACCUCCACCACCCAGACCCAGCAGACCCACAGGAUCACAACUCUCAAGGACGACUUGAAGAUAACAUCGAUAAUGGUAUUGCCUGUGGAAAUCAUCUCCACAACUGCGAACUCAUCAUCUACAGCCGAAACCGCCAACUCUACCAAUCGAGAUCCGCACUCGCAAGAGUCCUAGAAACCUACUGCCCGAACGUCACGCGUCUCAAAUUAACCGGACGCCCCACCGCCGCCGCCGCCGCCGCAACGACAACGGAAACGGCAACGGCUACAGUGACAACAAGCCAGGAAGAUUCCUGGGAACACAUCGAUCUCGGGACCGCACUUUUCGCAUCCAAGAACCUGCCACACCUUACCCUCCUGGUAUCCAGAAUCGGGUCUGGUCCAUGUCUCCACACCCUGACCGAGCAGUACAGUUUGGUCAGGGGUACGAAUGUUGUUCAAAGGACGACCUCUACACCUGCUCGUCAAGGUCAGACCGGUGUUGGUGCCGUGGUUGCACUAUGGUGUCGAAGUAUUCCGUUCAAGGAUCUUCAAAUCGAGAUUGAGGAUCGCGGCGGUAAUGGAUGUAGUCGUUUCCGACAACGUGCGUCCCCGGCAUCUCUAUGGUGA